AUGCUUAGUAAGUGUGCACCAGAAAGUCUUCGUCAUCAAGAAUUUUCAUCAUCAUCAGAUGUAUGGAUGUUUGGUAUUACUGUUUGGGAACUAUUUACUUUAGGUACAGAAAAUCCUUGGGCUGGUCUUUCCGUACAUGAGAUUUUAAAAGCACUAGAAGAACGUGGUGAACGUCUUCGAUGUCCUGAUAUUUGUCCACCAUUAAUCUAUUCACUUUUAUUAUCAUGUUGGUCAUUAAAUCCAAUUGAACGACCUAAAUUUAAUAAAAUAACAUCUCAUUUAAAUCAAUAUCGUCCAAUACAAUAUCGAGUUAUUCGUGAUAGCAAACAAUUAAAUCAAAUAACAUUAAUACGUGGUGAUACAGUUAGUGUAUUUGAAUCAUUAGUUGAUAAAGCAAUUUGGAAAGGACAAAAUCAUCGAACACAACAUGUUGGAUUUUUUCCAAGAAAUUCUCUUUCAAUAACAACAACAAAUACAAAUGAAAAAAUAAGUUGGCCUGUAAGAGGAAGUUUUAUUCAUACGGGUCAUAGUGAUGCAACUGGACAAGGUCUUUCAUGGGGAAAAAUUGAUAAAAUUGACGAAACUAUAUUAAGUAAUCCAAUUGUUACAACAAUUGAUACAAAUGAAAGAGAUGAUAAUGUACAAAUUGUAUCAAAUAUUCUUCAAUUAAAUAAUUCAAAUAAGAAUAAACCAAUAAUAACUCGAGCUCCACCACCGAUUCCAAAAUCUGCUCCAACAAUAUCUGAUGAUUUGUUAUUAAUCGAUUUUAGUGAUACAUCUUUACAAAAACCUUCCAAUGAACUUACUCAAAAUCAAUCUCUUAAACCUUCCAAUGAACCUAUUCAAAAUCAAUCUUUCAAACCAUUAACAACAACAAUUGAAAGUGUUCAAUCAUCUGAUAAACAACCAAAAUUUACAAAUAAUUUAAAUAAUGCACACCAAUUUGUUACUAAAGUCGUUACAGGUGUGACUGAACAAUUAAAAAAUGAUUUUCCCCGUUUAAAUUCAUCAAAAACUGAAUAUACUCCGCCACUUGUUCGACGAUUUACAAUACCUUAUCCAACUUCAUACUAUAAUCUUCAUCGACCACAAUGA
This is a messenger RNA of Adineta steineri, 1095 nucleotides long. The record is from the annotation of a GenBank genome assembly. NCBI's taxonomy places the organism in Eukaryota, Metazoa, Rotifera, Eurotatoria, Adinetida, Adinetidae.